GGAAGUUUCUGGCACCUUCUGGCGGUGCCGGCGGAAGCGGGCGGCAGGAGCGGGGGGAGCGGCGGAGGCGGCGCCGCGGCAGCGCCAUGGCCAAGUGGGGCCAGGGGGACCCGCGCUGGAUCGUGGAGGAGCGGGCGGACGCCACCAACGUGAACAACUGGCACUGGACGGAGCGGGACGCGACCAGCUGGUCCAAGAGGAAGCUGAAGGAGGUGCUGGAGGGGCUGGUGGUGGAGGGCGAGGCCGGGCGCUGCGAGAUCGGCGACCUCAAACACGUGGAGGGCGAAGCGUCCUGCAACAGCCGCAAAGGGAAACUCAUCUUCUUCUACGAGUGGAACCUGCGCCUCAGCUGGAAAGGUACAGUGAAAGAGUCUGGUGAGAAACAUAAGGGAUCUGUUGAAAUUCCUAACCUGUCAGAAGAAAAUGAGGUAGAUGAUACAGAGAUAAAUGUUAGCAAGAAGAAAGGGGAAGGUGAUGCUCUGAAGGACCUGAUGAGAACUGAAGGAACCACCAAAGUCAGAGAGGCCCUGAGGGAUUACCUGAAAGCACUUAAAACAGAGUUCACCUUGGGAAUGAUCCUGCCUACUAAAGCUCCCGUUGGGCAGGAGCUGGCCAUGGAGCGGAAACCAAGCGGGAGCACUGUGCAGGACUCUGUUACACCACAGUCUCUGGAUAUGGUUGGAGUAAAAAUUCCAACAGUGAGGAUACAUAUGAGGGAAGUGUUCAACUCUCCAGCUGAUGAACUUUACAGCAUCUUCACAAAGAAGGAAUUGGUACAGAAGUUCUCCAAGUGCCCAGCUGUGAUUGAAGCAGAGAAAGGAGGCAAACUCCAGAUGUUUGAGGGCUGUGUCAGCGGUGAAUACACAGAACUGGUCCCAAGCCAAAGAAUUGUCCUGAAGUGGCGGUGUAGGAGCUGGCCUGAUGAACAUUAUGCAACCGUGGCCUUGAACUUCCAGGAGCUGGCGGCUCAGUCGGAACUGGAGCUGGAAUGCAAAGGGGUUCCUGUCUCCCAUGAAGAGAGUACAAGACAAUGUUGGAAGAAGCAAUAUUUUGAAGAAAUACAUAUUUUACUGCAGCAAUCAAAAGACAACAUGGAGUGAUAACAGCACUGUAGUUUUGUUAGGGCAUUACUUUUUAUACUUUGUUAACAUUUGGUUUUCUAAAAAAAAAAUAUAUAUAAUUUAUUUGUGGGAAGAAUAAAGACCCACUUCUAUGAGACUGUACAUAGUUUAAGCACUAUUUAUGGGUUUUUAGGGACUGAGAGGCAAGUCAGGCUGUGUCUAUCAACAGCUUUACCUGGGGACAGUGAUCUCUGGUCUGCUUGCCUGGAACUUCAGAGUGAUGAUGAUUCAGUUGCAGUGAGCCCUGCCCUCAGAGGUAGGUGAGCCACACCAUCAAUAGGAAGCAUUUCCAGUUCCUUAAUAUUCAGUAUCAAGUGGCAAAAUUAAAUCCCUGUAGGAGACGGAGUUCCCAGCAGAGGUGAGCUGAAAGGGAUUACAAAACUGCUGAUGCAUUUACAGCCUUUGUGGAAUUCUUCUAGAUGCUUUUAACUGCAGACUGUUUGCAGCUGCAGUGUUAGGAAAGAUAAUUAACAAUGUCAUGUAAUUAUUAGGUCUGCAUGCACUGUACUCCCUUACUUGACCUCAGUGUGACAUUUAUUUAGGAAGAAACAAACAGUAGUAGUGCUUGCUUUCUGCAGUUCUGUAAAACCUUCCACUGAACAGAUUCACAGCCCUCUGCAAUGCUGUACCUCAAAGAGUACAACUGUAAAGAGAAUUUUGACAGGAACAAAUUGUAAUUCCUAAUUAAACCACCUCGAGGUGAGCAAGGAUGACUUAGUUCUCAAAUGCUUUAUAAAUAAAGUGUACAAAUGAAAUAUGCAAUCUGAAACAAUUUGACCACAAUAGGGCAGGCUGCUUUUGGAAAACAUGCUUGGCUCAAUAAAAAUGACUUUACAUCAA
Messenger RNA from Pyrgilauda ruficollis (rufous-necked snowfinch), 1961 nucleotides. Its product is annotated as activator of 90 kDa heat shock protein ATPase homolog 2-like. Gene Ontology annotation, molecular function: protein-folding chaperone binding; ATPase activator activity. Bases 87 to 1100 code for a protein of 337 amino acids. The record is from RefSeq and is a predicted model, not a curated record. Gene Ontology annotation, biological process: protein folding; positive regulation of ATP-dependent activity. The transcript is spliced from 9 exons. Gene Ontology annotation, cellular component: cytosol. Lineage: Eukaryota; Metazoa; Chordata; Aves; Passeriformes; Passeridae.